AGAGAGAACCGAGGAGGAAGCGGACCGCGCGUCACGGCACGGCAGGAGAAUCAGAGCCCCGCUGUUUGUGAACGUGAGCCCUCCCUCGUGCUCUCUAACGGAUUCUAACCGCCACGCGCUCUCGCCGGGAGUAACGGCGGACAGAGGGAUCACUAUGGCGACGCUGGGAGCGGAGCCCACCCGUCCCCCACCGUCCCAGCUCGGUUCUUCCCCGUCAGUACAGACUCAGCUCGGCGGCGCCAACCUGCCGCCAAACCGCGGCUUGGAGCGCGCGCUGGAAGAGGCGGCGGCCAGCGGGGUGCUCAACCUGAGCUCCCGAAAACUGAAGGAGUUUCCUAGAACGGCUGCCAACCACGACCUAACGGACACGGUGGAGGCAGAUUUAUCAAAGAACCGUCUGACUGACGUCCCCUCAGAGGUCACACACCUGGUUGCCUUGGAAAUGUUAAACCUGUAUCACAACUGCAUCAGGACCAUCCCAGACAGCCUGAUCGGCCUACAGUCUCUCACCUCACUAAACCUCAGUCGUAACCAGCUGUGCGCUCUUCCCGCCUGUCUGUGCGGUUUACCACUGCGAGUCCUCAACGCCUCCAACAACAAGCUGGUGAGCCUGCCUGAAAGUAUCGGACAGCUGCAGCGCCUCAUGGAGCUGGACAUAAGCUGUAACGAGAUCACAGCUCUUCCUCGUCACAUCGGUCGACUCAAAGCUCUGAGAGAGCUCAACGUCCGUAGGAACCUCCUCUGUGUCCUCCCUGAAGACCUGGCCGGUCUUCCACUGGUUAAGUUUGACUUUUCCUGUAACAAAGUGUCAACCAUCCCCGUGUGCUACCGGAAGAUGAGACAGCUGCAGAGUCUGCAGUUAGAGAACAACCCUCUGCAGAGCCCACCUGCACAGAUCUGUAUAAAAGGAAAAGUUCACAUCUUCAAGUAUCUCAGCAUUGAGGCAUGUCGCAGCGAGAAGAUGCCUGACUCACUUUACCUCCCCGUCAUCGAGCGUCUCAGCCUGCACCGACCCACUGGCAGUGUGGAGGAUAUGGAGCAGCAGAAGAAGCAGGACAGUGAUUCAGGAGUUGGCAGCGACAAUGGAGACAAGAGACUCUCUGCUACAGAGCCAUCAGAUGAGGACAGUCUGAGUCUGAAUAUACCAAUGAGCCACAUCACAGAAGAGGAGGGGAUCAGCAAAGACGAUUCCAGCGAACACAUCAGCUCGCUCACAGCCGACACAAACUCAGACUCGGUGCGUCUGAUUGAGGAGAGUCCUACGGAAGCUCUGAGGGACCAGUUUGGUUACCGAGACUCUGCUCUCAGCACACGCUUCGUCAACUACAUCAAGGGUCGGACAGCAGCAGACUUCGAUGAGCCUCUCAGGAUAGAAGAAGAUUCACACUGGAGCACAGAACAAAUAUCUAAGGUAACUGGGGGCACAGAGCUCCACAUCGACAUGAUCAACCAACUGAAGGAGGCCGUGGAGCUGCUGCAGGACCCCAGCAGAGUGAACGCCCAGCAGGACGAUCUCUCUGGAGUUCAGCUCUAUCCUGUAGAGAUGGUCAAUGUGGAUGAGUCACUAAAUGGACAGGACAGUGACGACGGCAUCACAACACCAAAGAGAGAUGACAGAUCUCCUCUCAGCAGCCACCCUUCCUUCCAGAGUCCAGUGUUUGGGUUAAAGCCACGAUCAGCCCCGCCCUCGCUGCCUUGCUCGCCCCCUCCUUCCUGUCUCGCCCCCUCCCUCCUCUCACAGGCCUCGCCCCUCCAUAGAGAUGGUAGCCAUGGUGACGGAGGCUUGCACAGUGGCGUGUUCCUGCGAAGCCACAAGAGCCUGGAGUCGGUGGAUCCUCAGUUCACCAUGAGGAGAAAGAUGGAGCAGCUGAGAGAGGAGCUGGAGCUGAUGGAGCAGCUGAGAGAUAGCAUCGAGAGCCGGCUGAAGGUUGUCCUCCCUGAAGACCUCGGAUCGUCUCUGAUGGACGGCGUCGUGCUCUGUCAUCUGGCCAAUCACAUUCGCCCGCGCUCCGUGGGCAGCAUCCACGUCCCCUCACCUGCAGUGCCCAAACUCAGCAUGGCUAAGUGUCGGAGAAAUGUGGAGAACUUUCUAGAUGCCUGCAGGAAGAUUGGUGUGCCAGAGGACAAACUGUGCCUCCCCCAUCACAUCCUGGAGGAGAAAGGGCUGGUUAAGGUCGGCAUCACAGUCCAGGCUCUGGUGGACGAGGGCUCACCUCAGCACGCUCUCCUGACAUGAGCCUCAGGGAUGCACCGAAACAAGCAACAAAUGCACCUGGACGGGCUUGCUCAGUCACACACUGUUUUGGUUGAGCAUGGUCAGGGAACUAAAGCAGCAACUAAUUCACCAACAUUAGGGUUCAUUAACUAGGCAGGGUGACACUGAGCAGACUCUGAUUGGUUCAUUUCUCACCCUUCACAAGGUUUUCUUUUAAUUGAUGUGAGUGAACAACGCCUUAGCUCGUCAGCUUUAUUAAAGAAGCUCAAAAUUUUUUUGAUGAAGCAUCAAAACAACCCAAAAACUUCUUUUAUUUAUUCUAUUUAAUGAAAAAAGUUGCACCUGUUUUAUUAGAAAUAAUAAGAAGUAUCACGGCUUUUAAAUGAAGAGCUAAAAGUGUAAAAUAUUGACAGAAAAAAAUAAAUAAGCAACACUAAAAGGAACACUUUACAGAGUUUGAAAUUUAGUUUUCAGAUAAGCAAUUUAGACUAAAAUCUUCAUCUGUAGGGGGAAAAUCCUGAUUAUUUUAAAGAUUUUUUUUUUUUUUUUUUUUUUUAGAGAUUCUGUCAUUAAAAUGAUAAAACAGUAUCGGGGCCAAGGCAGAGCAGAAAAGGGCCAAACUGUUUGAGAUAAAAUAAAUGAAUAAUAAUCUUUCAGAGAGCACAUCUAUGUGUUGGACUCUAUAAACAGAUCUAAGGACAUCAGUCUCAUCCAUGAGUGGAUACCAGGGGUAAAUCUGAGCACGUUCUGCUUCUGUCUGUGGCCCUGAGGCUCUGAUUCUACAAACACAUACUGAUAUUAUUCUUCUGCUCUAGCUCCAGUCUGACCGAUUGAUUCUUUAUCUAAAGGUUAUUGAUUUAUUCCUCUUCAAACUUCAGGUAAAAGCCUUUCUGCACUGUGUAAGAAACAGAAACCAAAAUCUUCAUCCUGGAUAUUUAAAUAUUUAUAAAAUAAGAGGCGCUGUUUGAAUCCAGAAUAUCCCAAAAAUAUUUUCUCUAAUAUAUUUUAGCUAUCUGUUUUUUUUAACUCAGAACGUGUGUGGAGCCAUCUGCGCGCCCGUGUUUGUCUCAUCAUGUGACCCAUCUGUCUAUGUGUCUUUUUGGACUUUUUUGGCAUCCUUACUUCAGCAGAUCGUCUUUGCUUUGGUUUUUCUUUAUGAGAUUCAGUUUGUUAAUGUGCCAAAAUAAGAAUUAAGGAGUCAAAGGAGGAUUGAGAUAUUUAACCUGGGACAUUCUAAUUUUUAUUUUUGUCUCUUAUUGUCAGAAAUUCACAGAGAACGUUUCGGAAUGUCUCCGGUAGAAGAGUUAAAACGUGAAGGAUAUAACCAUCUCACCAGCUUUGGAUCAUGGACACGCCCACAGCUUUCUAGAGCAGAUAGAUGCCUCACUUUUAUUUAAAAAAAAAAAAAAGAAUCACUUUCAAUACCUGGAGAUGUUCUAAACAUGUGAGAUUUAUCCUGGUGGGUAAUAACGGCCUUUUUAGAAUAUAAUACAGAAUAUUGACACUUUAUAUGGAAGCCCAUUUAAACCUGUUUAAAUCAAAACUAGGGACAGUGAGGUGAUAAGAUUACAAAGUCUGAGAUAGUAGAUCAUAUUUAUCACGGGGGCUUAUUCCAAUGAUUCUGACUUUAAUCUCAAAAUAAUAACACUGACCAUUUCACAAUCAUUUAGACUUAUUUUCUCAUAAUUAUACUCUCUGUUCCAUCUUUUUAACUUUUUAAUCCAUGGUUUUGACGUUUUAUUUCAUAUAUAGGUUUAAGAUAGAAAAUGUGACUUAAUCUCAUCAUUCAGAACGUGACCCAGUUAUCAGACCUCUUCCCCACAGUUUCCCAGCGUAUCCUCUGACCCCUGGUUAACAAACAAUGCUCCCUCUUCAAUGGGUUUUUAUUCUUUCCUUAACUUUGGACAAACUGACUUCAUAGUGAAUAAUCUGAUUCUAAUUGAGCCAUCUGAAUUCAUCCCUACUGAUCAUAUGGGCCAGGCAGUGGUGGUUAAAUUGGAGCUAUCUCAGGGUGGCGCAGGGGUUAACGCUAUCGCCUCACAGGAAAGUCUGAACCCUGGUCAGAAUCGCUCCCUGCAGAUUUGCAUGUUCUCUUCAUGCAUGUGUGGGUUCUCUCCGGGUUCUCCAGCUUCUACCCACGGACCAAAGACAUGUUCAUUAAGUUAAUCAGUGACUCUAAAUUGCCCAUAGUUGUGAGUGUGACCAUGCCUGGUUGUUUGUGUCAGCCCUGCGAUUGGCUGGUGACCAGUCCAAGGUGUACCCCGCCUCUCACCCAAUGCCAGACUGGAUAGGCUCCAACCCCCCCAACCCUGAACGGGAUAAGCGGUGUAGAAAAUGGGUGGAUGGCCGGUUUAGCGUUUGACCUUCAUCAGGAUGCAGCAAUCUACCGAAGACAUCAGAACCAUCUCUAUCUCUGGUUUUAACUCAGUCUGUGUAAAAAUAAAACGUCCCAGGUUAAAGACUGAACACAGAGCACUUCCCACAAACUCACUCCACGUCUUCUGCAUGGCUGCUUUUAUGGUAUGGAUGUGUAAAUGUAACAUCAGAGAUGUGAUUUUAGAUUUUUAGACAUGAGGACGAUGAGAGGAGACGUCACAGCGUCGGCUCUCUACUUCACUACAGACCACGGCCUGGGGGCAACAGUGGCCUGCUGUAGAUCUGAAUCAAGACUUUAAAGGAGCAGUCAGUUAUUUUUUAUACCAUUAUCUGUUCGUCUGAACAAAUCACAGCUUUCAGCUUAGCUGAUGAAUAAAAAAAGGCUACAGGUUCAGGGUCACUCUGAGGUCCCUUUAAAGGCCAAAAUGAGACAUCAUGAGGAGUUUUAAAGUUUAAAAUUGUUAGUUUAAUGUUUUACUUUGAUAUAAAGCUGCAGCACAUGUCUGACAACGAUGAUGAUUUCCUCACUGCUUCAGAAAAAUAAACUCCAGUUUCACUGGAUCCAUGUGAAAGUUGCCAAAAGAAAUAUUAGAUAACAUGAAUUUAAACAUUCUUUAGUCUGAGUAUAGAGUUAGGUUGUCAACUUAUCAUUCUCAGUCACUUUUCUAUGCUUCAAAACAAUACCUACUGUGUUAUUUCUGACAGGUAGUAACUAAAAGUACCAAAGUUAAAAACUAAUCAUGCAUCAACAGGUUUGAUUCAGUAAAGAGGUAGAAGAGGGAUUAAUCCAUCAGAUGGUAGUUAAAACACCUGCCUGCUGUCUAAACUGCACAAAAACAUCAGCAGUGUUUGAAUGAAAGUUAGGCCAGAAACCCAGACCUGGAUCUGAGUACACCUGAGCCCAUAUCUACCUACAUUUGUUCAUCAUGAAUGCAGGCGUACUGUACUUGGUAUGUUUAUAUUUUUUUAUUAUUUAAAAACAAAGACAUUUCUCAACUGUCAAGGACUUCAGUUUUGUGUUUGUCCUUGGUAUCUGAACAUUUCUGGUCUAGUUUCUUUUAUUGGUGGAUAAUCAGAAGUUAAAAGGUUAACUUUGACACUGCUGAUUUUAUCAGUUCUGUCAUGUUUAGUGCAGUUCAGACGAUGCAAACCAGGCAGUGUGCAGGAGCUUUCCUGCAGCUACUGAAUCCAGAAAUUACCUGAUAUCAGUGCCAAGGACUUGUAGUUUUAAUGCCAUGGUAUCAGUACUGAUUGUUGUGUUGUACUGAGAAUGAAAAUCAGUUUAAAAAAAUCAGAUGUUUGUUUCCUGAUGCACUCUCCUUUUAAACUUAGCUGCUGAAUAACCUCACGUAUAACUGCUCACAUUGCUUACCUAUGUUACAGGAGUAUUCCAGAAUAUUCUGAGCAGUUUUUGACUCUCCUAAUGGUGAAUGAUUUAGACUGAUGUGGUUAAUUGAUGAAAUUAUUAAGAUGUUUUAGACAUGUCGGUGAGGUAGCAGGAUAAACAAGUUUUCUGUUUUUGGGAAAUGCAAUAAAAGCAGAGACGCAGUCGGCACUUUAAUAUUUAUAUCUCUGUUUUGGCUCUAAAAUUACCUUUAAUCUGAUAGAGGGUUUCAAUGUGAUGCUGGAGUCGCUGUGGUGAAAAGAAAGGGUGUUUUUUUAACGUCUCGUCUUUUGUAAAAAUUUAAAAUCUUCCUCUCACUCAUGUUUUGUACUUUUUCUCACAGCGAGGAGAUUUAUUUUUGAUGUGACUUCUUUUGUUAACAGGAAACCUUUUUGUAACUCUGUGAACCUUUGGUGUGAUUUUGUUGUACAGCAGCGUCUGAUGAAAUGCAUGAAAUGUCCCUUUAAUGUCGCCUUAACUGCUGUGAAUACUGUACAGAUGCACUGUGUAUUUCUCAAGGCUUUAUCAGUAAAGACUCAGCUGUUAAAACAC
This is a messenger RNA of Cheilinus undulatus (humphead wrasse), 6527 nucleotides long. RefSeq names its product leucine-rich repeats and calponin homology (CH) domain containing 1 (gene lrch1). Gene Ontology annotation, molecular function: protein binding. NCBI's taxonomy places the organism in Eukaryota, Metazoa, Chordata, Actinopteri, Labriformes, Labridae. The coding region runs from base 155 to 2236 and encodes 693 amino acids. The record is from RefSeq and is a predicted model, not a curated record. The transcript has 19 exons.